Messenger RNA from Penicillium longicatenatum, 969 nucleotides. RefSeq lists its product as uncharacterized. The transcript has a single exon. The coding region runs from base 1 to 969 and encodes 322 amino acids. The record is from RefSeq and is a predicted model, not a curated record. NCBI's taxonomy places the organism in Eukaryota, Fungi, Ascomycota, Eurotiomycetes, Eurotiales, Aspergillaceae.
AUGGCAGGCCAAACGGGUCCAAUCCAUGUAUCGCGGGCGAUUGCCAUGGUGAUGGCAGCACUAUUCGCUCUAGCCUGCUACAAUGUCGUCGAAAUCCUCAUAUCAACCUUCACAACUUUCCGCCGCCGACACGGGCUAUACUUCUGGAGUAUACUAGUCUGUUCAUUUGGGAUCCUCCUCCACGCUAUCUCGGGUUUCCUUCGCUAUUUCGCACUCGCACCAAACUUCCUUAUGUCCGUCCUGAUCUGUAUCGGGUGGUAUGCAAUGGUCACUGGCCAAUCGGUGGUACUAUACUCUCGACUACACCUUGUGUCUACGCACUGCGAGUAUUUUCGUUACGUGUUGUGGAUGAUCAUAAUCAAUGCCUGCAUCUUUCAUAUCCCGACUACAAUACUGUUUCUGGGAAGCAAUCAUGGUGUUGACAGUUUUGUCACACCAUUCAAUAUUUAUGAACGGAUUCAAUUGACGGGAUUCUCGAUUCAGGAGACUAUUAUCAGCGCUCUUUAUAUCUGGGAGACAGUCACAGGACUGAGGCCUAUUUUGCUGCUGAAAGGCCUCCAAGGUAGAAGAGUUAUUUUGAAUCUUGUUCUUGUCAACUCUAUCGCUAUACUACUUGAUGCUUCACUUUUAGCACUUGAGUAUAGCGAUCACUUUGAUAUUCAGACGUCUUAUAAGCCGUUAGUGUACAGCAUCAAGCUGAAGAUGGAGUUCACGGUGCUGAAUAGUCUUGUCGCUGUUAUUAACAGCAGCCCGACGACUAUUGAAGAGAUUCAAGGAUCACGGUAUGAUAACUUGAAUAUACAGCCGAGGUGGAGUGGUGAUCACUCUACGCCUGGUUCUAUCAACGUUGCCACCGAGACGUUUGGCCAGUGUGAUCGCAGGAAAGGGUGCUCCACCAACGUGCCCUGUUCUCCCGAUUCAAGAACCUCAGAUUAUCCCAUGUUAUCUGUUAAGUCGGGUGUAUCAUAA